AUGAAUAGGAAAAGCAAUGCUAUCAAAAAUAUUAUUGUAUACCCCAUAUACUAUUCCCAUAUAGCUAAGGGUUUUAUAACUACAGAUAUAUCAAAUAUAAAAAUGUAUCAUAAAAAAGAGAAAAAAUAUGCAUUACAUUUUGUUAUAAAGUUUUUUAUAUUUUCCCUUUUAAUUUGGGUAUUACAGUAUUCUAAUAAUUGGGAUUUUUGCAGAUCGUGGAAUUAUGAAAAUAACUUAAAAAAUGUAUCAAUUUUAGGAACUAAAAGAUCAUUAGCAGAAAAUAAAGACAAAAUAACAAAAAAAAAAGGAUUAAAGCUAUGUGAACAACAAGAUAUAAUAACAGUAAAUUUUCAACCAUACGAUGAGCAAAGCGAAAUAGAGCAAGAUAUAGAUGUAGAACAAGAAAAUGAAAUACAGACAAAGGAGAAAAAUGGAAAAGUAAAAUUUAAUGAGAGAAUCUCAGAUAAAUGCAUAAAUAAUUUUAAAAUAAUUUCAUUAAUUUUAGCUUUUAACAUAUCGUUUGCUUCACUCACAUUAACUAUAGUAUCACUUUUAGGAGGAAACACAAUUUCUCCAGAUUAUGUUUUUAUAUUAUCCAAUUUAUCUCUUAUAAUAUAUACAAUCUUUUUAAUAUACGAGAAAAUAAAAAAAAAAAAUAAAAACAAAUAA
Molecule: messenger RNA, 669 nt
Organism: Plasmodium relictum
Lineage: Eukaryota; Apicomplexa; Aconoidasida; Haemosporida; Plasmodiidae
Product: fam-h protein
Exons: 2
Coding region: 1-669 (222 amino acids)
Source: RefSeq, a predicted model, not a curated record